This is a messenger RNA of Arachis stenosperma, 1950 nucleotides long. RefSeq lists its product as uncharacterized. The record is from RefSeq and is a predicted model, not a curated record. The transcript is spliced from 2 exons. Lineage: Eukaryota; Viridiplantae; Streptophyta; Magnoliopsida; Fabales; Fabaceae. Bases 713 to 1084 code for a protein of 123 amino acids.
AUUAAUGUCUAAGAAUGAGGGUUGUCCAAUCCACUUGACCAAAAAACAAAAAAAAUCCUAGAAUUAGAAAUCAGGCUUGGGAACGACACAGGUAAUGGGUGAGGAGGAGCUCAGAUUCACGAUCAUGCACCAUCGCUGAAGGAGAUGAACACAUCGCUGAAUAGCUCGCUGUGAUGGAGGGAGAAGACCAGGCUGAGGCGUUGAGGGUCAACUUGUAACCGGGUCGGGCGCGGGUCUGGGUUGGUUGCAGGUCUAUUAGCUUCUGGUUCUUGGGCCGGGUUGUUUGGCCGGCCCAAGGCCAUAUAAAAAAAAAUAUUAGAAAUCAGGGAAGCAAUGCAAAUAAAGGAGCAGCUCAGACAAAACCAGAAAAGGAGUACUACUGGAGACCUCCACCGGGGAACUGGCUGAAGGCCAACGUAGAUGCUGCGUAUAGAUGAUCGACGGCGGAGGGAGCAACUACAGUAGUGAUUCGGGAUAACUCAGGUCGACUGUUAACAGGAGAAUCAAUGAGAAUCAGAGCUUAUUCCAGCCUAGCUGCAGAAGCAGAAGCAAUGAGAAGGGCGCUAAUUUGAAGCCCCACGAGAGAUAGCAUAACAACUGAGGAGGAAGGCUACAAACCAGUUCAGAUGCUCCAAUCGAAGCCAUUUACUGUGCGAGACUCAAAACACAGUGCAUUCCAGAAAUCAGAAUCUGAACUUCGCGGAGGAACCUGAUGCAAAAUUCGGGAAUUCAUAAUCCUCUUUCAGUCGUCAACCAUGCUGAUGUGACUUCGCCGGAGAGGAGAAACGUCACCGUAAAUAACACCACCACACCCAGCCACGGCAGCCAAGCAGGGAAUGAGAGACUGGACGCAGCCGGGGAUCCAACGGGAGCUUUGUUGGCGAUGCAGAAGAGCGGCGGAGAUGCGGUUGACGGCGGCUUCACCUGCGGACACGAUGGAUUAGGACAGAGAAGAACCGAUGCUUCGAGGCAAAGGGGCGGGGUGAAAGGGUGUCAACGCAGCCUCUGGCGUCGAUGGCGGACUAGCAGUGGCAUUCCGGUGGCGCAGCUGAGAGAGGAGAAAAGCACGAAGCAAAGAAGAUGAGAACAUAGGGAGAUGAGCGCACAGAGGUAGAAGGAGCGACGUGCAGUGGAGCGACUCGCAGAGGAGCAUCGCCGGAGGAGCAAUGCACAGAGGACCGGCCUGCAGAGGACUUGCGUGCAGAGGACCGGCGCGCAGAGGACUUGCGUGCAGAGGACGGUGCGUGGAGGAGGGUGACUUUUGCUAUGCUCUGAAGGUGAAGGGUCGUGUAAAAAAUGAGGGUUGUUUUUUUAUGAGUUAUUUAAAAUGUGUGAGAGACUCCUUGUGCUUAUGGGGUCCAAGAUUUUUUUGGGUUAAAGGUAAGUGUUUUUUAAAAAAAUUUCUGCAAUUUUUACAUGCCAAUCGUGUCCUGGCGUGUUCAAUGCCGGGUCCUCGUGUGUCCAGUGCCGUGUCCUCGUGUGUCCAGUGCCGUGUCAUGGCGUGUCCGAAUAAAAAAAAUUUUUUUUUUUUGCGACACGUGCUCAGGUGUGUCGGACACGUGUCCACCGCGUGUCCGACACGUGGACACGGCAGUAAUUUGGUGUGUCCGUGCUUCUUAGCAUGAGAGUGAGAAAGUUGCAGAGAGGGACGCGGGUGUUAGAGGAUUAGGAUAAGGUUCCGGAUCUUCCUGGGCAGGAUGGGGAUCCGGUUUGCCCGACCCGGUUUUGCUGGGUUGUUUGGCCUUGGGCCCACACCAAAAACAAAAAGAACUUGCAUGUGUUGGAUAUAAAAAUGUCAUUCAAGUGCUUCUUUUCUUUAUCUUAAUUCUUGAUAUAUUUGUGGACCAAUCUGAUAAUAGGCUGAGAUUAAUCUUAGAUGAUGAUAUUAGAGGUGUGUAAUUAUCCCGUAAGAUCUUUAUGAUGUAAGGGUUUCUGUUUUGGGCGUUAAGC